This is a messenger RNA of Cyphomyrmex costatus, 2979 nucleotides long. RefSeq names its product cilia- and flagella-associated protein 70. The coding region runs from base 1 to 2979 and encodes 992 amino acids. Lineage: Eukaryota; Metazoa; Arthropoda; Insecta; Hymenoptera; Formicidae. Gene Ontology annotation, cellular component: extracellular exosome; motile cilium. The transcript has 20 exons. Gene Ontology annotation, molecular function: protein binding. The record is from RefSeq and is a predicted model, not a curated record. Gene Ontology annotation, biological process: cilium movement; cilium assembly.
AUGGUGAAAGAAAAAACUAGCAUAUCGUUUAUCGUGAUACAUAAUGACGUAGUGCUCGGAGAAAGUACUCCUCUCAUUAUCGAUCCGGAUUUCAAGGAACCGCCGCAAAUUUACGACGUCAACUACGAAGUCGAACUUUUAUUUAUAGUUAAUGACUGCAAUAGCAUGAAUCUAAUCGUAUCAACGCCGAUUUUAAUAAAGGUAACGUCUAAAGAUAAUGUCCAAAAUCAACAUGUGUCUGAUUCCGGCAAAUCAACUGCGGAAUCCAAACAGAAAGUAACAGCGAUCGUUCCACAGCAAAUAACAACUUCAUCAAGCGUAAUUGGUUUUUGCACUUUUGAUUUAAUGUCGAUAUUGCUAGGUGAAAAAUUGCUUGUUGAAAGAUUAAUAGUGCAAACGCCACAUCUUUCGUUUGAUGGCAAUGCGGUCUCAUGGCAAAAUCUUCCUUUGUUAAACGCGACAGUAAUAUACGAUGGCGAAGAGAUAUUUCCUUCGCAAGCAGAAAUUAAUUUCCUGAGUAUUACGGUGGAAAGUAUCUACAAUCCACCGAUUUUAUUUACCGAAGAUGCAGAUUAUAAAGCGGGCACGAUAAUAUAUGUUGACAAUGAGUUUCCGAAAAACAUAAUAUUUGAAGAUGGUAAAUGGAUAAAAUACCGCGAUCUAGAGAGAACCAAACGAUGGCGAAGCUUAUCAAAGUUACAGAGUCGCGCCAGAUUGUCGAAGUGGAAACUCGACUACGAUUACAAACAUAUAAAAAAUAUGCUCGAUGUGGAACUUGAUUUACCGAAAAAAGCGUGUCAGGACGAGCCUAGAAUCGAAUGGAACUUUGUGAAUCGCAGCAUAUUGUGUGAUAUGGGAAGAGAAAUGAUGAAGAAGCAUCUUGUCAAGUAUAAAUGUUGGCCAUUUCAAUUUAUGGUAAGUAAAAAGAGUGCGGAAAAGAUCAACAAUAAACAAAACGAAGAAGGAUUGAAUAAAUGUCAACUUUUUCAAUGUUACGUCAAUUUAUCAGAGCUUGUUUUUCCAGGAAUAAAAAGUACUCGUGUAGUUGCGCAAUUAUAUACGUAUGAUGCAUCGAAUAUAACUGAAAAGACUGGCUUGGAAAAAGAUAUUUUUUCUACAGAAUCUUGGAAUAAAAAUUUAAAUGAACGGGAAUCAAAAAAGAUGGAUGUUGAAAUAAUGCAAAGUACCCCUUUAAUUUCGGAGACUGGCGAGCCUGUGUUUGUCAUAAUCGAGGUCGAACUUUUGUAUCCACUUGUCCCUUGUAAACUUGAAAAUGAUUUUUCAGACAUAAUCGAGAAAAUGAUGAAGCCGAAAGUAAUUAAGUCGCAUUACGUUUAUUCUCUCGACCUAGCGGAACAACAAUACGCAACUUGUAUUCGGAAAAUAGUGGAUAUUCUUACGGAGAGCUACAGGGACGAGCUGACUUGUUUCACGCAAUAUCUAUACAAAACUGGCACGUACUUAAAUAUACGCAGCACUUUGAAGCUAAAAGUGAUUAUGUUACUAGAUCAAAAAUUCAAGACAAACAUGAAUACUGUACACUCCAUUGACAGUCAGAAUUUUGUAACAUCCGUAUACACGUAUCUUGUCGAACAAAUGCAUCUGGCCAUCAACAAGAUCGUUGAAAGCCACUUUGAAGACGACGAUUCGUCGAGCACUGCAAUACCUAAAAGAUUAUUCUUUUAUGCUGAAGAGGCUUACGAAUUAGGUCAUAUAGACGAUGCAAGACGACAUUAUCAGGCUGCAAUCGCGGCAGAUAAAAAUGAUGCUGAAGCGUGGACUAAAUAUGCGAUUUUUCUCUUGAAAAUUAGCGAUGUGGAGCGCGCAAGGGAGUGUUGCCGUGAAGCGAUUCUUUUGAACAGACGAGAUAAAUUUGCGUACGUAAAAAUACUAAACGUUUUUCUCUGCAGUUUAUUGAUGUACGGAUUGAUCCUUGCGGAAAAUCAGAGUUAUAGAGAAGCGGAAAUCUUUCUGAGAACUGUUACUGAUUUUUAUCCGCGAUUUGUUGAAGGAUGGAUUAUCUUACAUCUUUUUUACAUUCGCACAGAUUACCGCCCAGGAAUAGAUCUUACGUUACGAAUAGCGGAAGGAUGUAUGAGGAAUGGCGAUAAAGAGACGGGGACUUCGAGCGAAGAUCCUCUUGCUUGGACAAUGAUUCACUGUCCACAGGAUAACGUGUUUAUGAUAACAGCUACACUUCUACUGAAACUGCAUUUUUGCGAAUUUGCUGGCUUAGCGUUGGAAAAAGAAAUGUCUCGAACAGAUAGAUCCACCCAUGUUCUAUAUUAUUUAGCCGUGCGAUAUUACUUAUCGCAGCAAUACGAAGAAGCUUUAUCACACUUAAGAGAAGCUGAAAGUAUUUAUGGACUGGAUUAUUCUAUAGGUAGUUUAAUGGGACACUGUCAUUUUCAAGAAGGUAAUUUCACAGAUGCCAUUCAUUACUACGAGUUCGCCAAUGCAGUAUUCGACAGGCCAGAUGAUUUGCAUCUCGUGCAAACAAGAAUGGGACUGUAUUACGAAAAUGUCGGUGAUUACGAGCGUGGGUUAAAAGUAUUUCUCACCGCAAGCAGAACUUCACCUACGGUGGAAACGUGGCUUGGCGCAGGAAUCGCCUUUUUUGAGCUGCAGCGAUUCACGGAAGCCGAGGCGGCUUUAUCGGAAGCGAAUCAGAUCGACAAUCGUAACGCGAGUGUUUGGAAAUAUCUAUGUCUAUUAAACAUGUCUUUACAACGUGACGACGAAUUCACUCAGUGUUACGAACAAAUCGCCCAGUGCACUCUUUUUGUAUUCUGUCUGCUCGAUAUAGCGAUAUUUAUGAUGAUAAGUUGCGAUGAGUCAAACAGCGCAAUGCGUUAUUCAACUUUGAAAAAAGAUGAUGUUCAACGGGUCAAAAUAAAGGUGUUUCGUGGUCCAACGCAAGAAAAGAAUAACGAAUAUUUCGCUACUUGGGGAUAUUGGAUUCAACAACCCAAUAGAUAA